AUGGAGACUCUGCGCGACACUGCAUUUGGCAAACUGGUUCGAUUAGCUACUCGGUACAAAUGGAUGCAGUAUCCAGAAGAAAAGGAUCUCUCCGUGUGGACCGAAUAUCUCAAGACCGAAACAAAAGACGAAGGAGAAUCCUAUAUCUCGACGGUAGAGACUGAAAAUGAGAACGCCGAAGAUCUGGAGGCUGUCGGUAUAUAUACCGUCAUGUCUCAGUGCUCAACCCGGCCAAGAAGGAUGUCCUCUGCUGCGACUAUUGGGGGUCCGAAUCAGUCAAUACUCGUUAGUUGGCGAGGACCUGAUGACCCAGAAAAUCCUCAAAAUUGGAGUAUCAAAAAGAAGGUCUUCGUCAGUACCUUGAUUUGGCUUUUAACAUUUUCCAUCUACAUUGGCUCUGCAAUUUAUACUCCGGGUAUCCCUGGUAUCGAAGAGCAAUUCGGCGUGAGCAGUGUUGCAGGUCUACUGGGCCUAACACUUUUUGUCAUUGGCUAUGGAAUUGGCCCCAUGAUCUGGUCUCCAUUAUCCGAGAUCCCCAAAAUCGGCCGCAGUCCGACAUACGUCCUAACACUAUUUGUAUUCGUGUUCUUCAAUUUUGGCGUCAUCUACGCCAAAAACUUCGGUAUGCUUCUAGCAUUCCGAUUUCUCACCGGCUUCAUUGGUUCUCCUGCACUAGCGACCGGUGCAGCGUCCAUGGGCGAUAUCUGGAGUCCCAAGAUUCGCGACUACAUGAUUGGGAUAUGGGGGAUGUUUGCAAUCUCGGCUCCGGUAUUGGGCCCAAUGCUCGGUGGCUUUGCCUACUCUGCAAAGGGAUGGACGUGGACUAUUUGGCAGCUAAUGUGGGUAUCGGGCUUUGCAUUUGUCCUUUUGUUUUUCGGGCUGCCGGAGACAUUUGCGCCGAAUAUUCUUGCUCGGCGUGCUCGGCGCGUGCGUCGGAUUACAGGAAAUUCGCAAUACUUGUCAGAGUCGGAGAUCGAGAGUAAAGGGAUCAAGCCAGUGGAUCUCCUAUUCGAAGCCUUAAUUAGGCCAUUCCAACUCUGUUUCCUCGAACCCAUCGUCCUACUUCUGAAUCUCUAUAUCUCUCUCAUCUACGGUAUUCUCUACAUCUGGUUCGAAGCUUUUCCAAUCGUCUUUGAAGAACUCCGCGGCUUUAAUCCUGGCGAAGGUGGCCUCGCCUUCAUGGGCAUUCUAGUGGGAACAAUCUGCAUCGCUAUCCCAGGCUACUUCUACUGGAAAUACAAGUACCAGUCAAAGUAUUUUGAUGCAGAUGGCAACAUUGCACCGGAAUGGCAGAUGCCGCCAGCAUGCCUUGGGGCGUUCGCGCUUCCGAUCUCACUAUUCUGGUUCGGCUGGACAGGCAACUUUGCUAGUGUGCAUUGGAUUGUGCCGAUUAUCGCCUCGAUGUUUUUUGCUCUUGGAGGAUGUUUGAUCUUUAACUGCAUAUUCUGUUAUCUUGCACAUGCUUAUCCCCGGUAUGCGGCCAGUGUGCUUGCGAGCAAUGAUUUCUUGCGCUCUUCUUUUGGGGCUGGAUUUCCGCUCUUUGCGUCAGCCAUGUUUCACAAUUUGGGGGUUGGAUGGGCCUGUACUUUGUUGGGCUGCUUGACUCUUGUGUUUGUGCCGUUUCCCUUUAUUCUGUUUUUCAGGGGGAAGAGAAUUCGGAUGGCGAGUAAAUACGCUCGGCAUGAUAUUUAA
Messenger RNA from Penicillium odoratum, 1692 nucleotides. Its product is annotated as MFS transporter. NCBI's taxonomy places the organism in Eukaryota, Fungi, Ascomycota, Eurotiomycetes, Eurotiales, Aspergillaceae. The record is from RefSeq and is a predicted model, not a curated record. Gene Ontology annotation, molecular function: fluconazole transmembrane transporter activity. Bases 1 to 1692 code for a protein of 563 amino acids. The transcript is spliced from 4 exons. Gene Ontology annotation, biological process: xenobiotic detoxification by transmembrane export across the plasma membrane.